This is a messenger RNA of Theileria parva strain Muguga, 2268 nucleotides long. RefSeq lists its product as uncharacterized. The coding region runs from base 1 to 2268 and encodes 755 amino acids. NCBI's taxonomy places the organism in Eukaryota, Apicomplexa, Aconoidasida, Piroplasmida, Theileriidae. The record is from RefSeq and is a predicted model, not a curated record. The transcript has a single exon.
AUGACUGGGAUAUGUUUGCCUGAACCUUAUCAACCAAACACUCAACUAGCUGGGAACGUCAACUCAAGACGUAAUUUUGUUGAUAACUCCAAACAACUUGCGUUUGAAGGACUCAAGAACACUUCACCUAAAUACGCAACCGAAUAUAACAUAUCACAUGAGCCCAUUUCAACAAUUAGGCUGAGUAAUAGUGUUUCUGAUUCCCAUCGACUUGGUAAAAAUGCCUAUUAUUCCACCUUUCAAAGAAGGGUAGAGGGGAAACCUAGCCCAAAUCACCUUAAAUAUAAUCCAAGUUAUAGUACAAAGUAUGAACAACAGCCUGUUUCAGGAGUUAAAAUCCCAGUUAAUGGAAUUAAAAGAAUUGGAAUACCAAACAAGCUAACUGGUGUAAAUAACAGAAAUAGUCGAACGAAUUAUGAUUCCCUAAUAUCUGCAAAUUUUAACGAGUCUUUUACUACUAACUGUGAAUAUCUAGAAAGGAUGUCAUCAAUUGAUACCAAAGAUUUUGCUCCAUUCGAAACUAACGACCCUGACUUUUUAAGAAAUUUUAUGUACUAUGAGAAGAUGAAAAAGGGUCUUUUGGAUAAUUUAGAUAAGGACCAAACUCAGGUUAAAAAUAAACGUGAUACCCAAAUGAAACAAAAGGAUGAUGCUAAUCGUAAACAGACUGAUAAUGAAAACACUAUCGAAGUUGUUAAACCAAAUAACAAGGUUUAUCAGACUACAAAAACCACAGUUUCCCGUGAAACAAAGAAUAAAUCUGAGGAACAUGGAACAAAUUCAACUUAUUAUGAUCUAUCAAAGUCAGAAUUAUGUGACGGGAUUGCUUCAAUAGGUUUGGCUCUAAGUAAGGUUUUCAGGUUCACUGGUGCAGGAGUUCUGUUCGUCUGUAGCUCAUUCACAGAUAAUGUAGAAGGACUGAUUAAGUCAAGGAAACAAAAUGACUCUAAAAACAAGGACACAUCACAUAUUAAUGAUAUUAAGGCUGCUAUGGCUAGCAUGUAUGAUGAGGCUAAUCCUUAUGACCGAAAUUGUGACCCCCACUGCAAUAAAUCAAGUGCUCAUACUCGAUACAAAUGUCCCUAUCCUUGCAGUACCCAUGAUCGGAUGACUAAGGAUUGCAGACAUAUGGCGAAUUUUCGUGACACAUUUAACCCCAACUAUGGUCUAAUGGGUGACCAUUAUAACCCGGUUUAUAAUAAUCUAAGAGAAAACCAAGACAAAAUAUACUCAUAUCAAGAUGUUUAUGGUCUAAACAAAGGAUUAGAUACCAGACAUAAUGCUUGUACUACAGACUAUUCCUACGACAGGCUUUAUAGACACACAACCACCGAUUACAACACUCCAAUUCACUUGAACAACUUUAGAAUAGACUAUGAUUCAGAUUUGGAUGAUUUAGAAAAUAAAAACACUAUUCCCGGCUUCACUUCUAAAGUUUUCACUAACGUCAACAAUAGACCAAUCGGGGUUAGAAAUUUAGACCACACGUAUGAGAAUAAACCUGAUAUGAGAACAUACGAUCUCAAGACUUCUAUACCCGUUUCCAGUCAAAGGAAUCCAGUUUCAAAUUUUAAGUUUACAAAUUCACCUAAAAUUAACAUUUCAACUCCAAAUGAUCACAUAGGUUCAGGCGCAAAUCGAACACCCUCAGAUAUAAUUAAUACCUUUGACGUUCACAAGGCUGUUGACUUGGUUCAAAGUAAAAAGAGCAAGGGACCUCAGGAGCACUUUGGAGUUCCUAGUGUGGUUGGUUAUGGAGCUAAUAAUCCUAUGCCACAACAACCCUCGCCUGAAAAUAACCAAAACAACCUCUCAUUGAUCAAUACUCAAAAAUCACCCAACUCUCAAACCGGGAAUAUCAUAAUCAAAGCAACCCAACGAUCUGCUGAAGGAAAUAAUACUUCAAGUAGUGUCAAUAACAGCAAUAUCAAUACAACCAGUGAUAGUAACUAUACCAGCAGUGCAAACACGACCGGGAACACCACCACUAGUAAUACAAGUAAUACUGAUAUUAGUAACACUGGCAGUAACAGGACGGGUGACAGUGAUAAUAGCGGUAGAGUAACGGUUCAUAGGAAAUAUAAUAACGAAGAGGAGAGACUUAAUGAGAUAAAGAGGAUGGAGGUUAAACACGGGCUAAAUGUCCUUUUACAGGAACAGCAGAAGAUGGUAGAGGCAGCAAAAUUCUCUGAUACGGAAGUAGAACCAAAUGAAAUUGAAUUAAAGAAGAAAGCUAAAAAGAAAAUGUUUAAAUUUUCAAGAAAAUAA